GCAACAGUCAGUGCAAGAGUCACAUGGAUGGUAAAGGGGUAAAAAUCGAAGAGCCCACAAGUAACAAAGCCGCUGCGACCGAAGGAGUAGGAAAAUCAACCGCACAGAAGUCCACAGCUGUGAAAAUGUCCGGAAGUGGAAACUUAGAGCCGUUUGAUCUGAGCCAGCUUAAUAAGUGGUCAACUUACAUGGAGCGCUUCAAUUUAUUUCUACUUGCCAAUGAUGUGCAAGAGGAAGGGCGUAAAAAGGCAGUUUUUCUUACGUUAGCCGGACCUCCUUUAUAUGACCUCUUAGCUUCACUGGCAUCUCCUAGACAGAAACGUGUUCAACAUCCGGACGAGUCUCUCAGCAAUUACAUUGCGGCUUUACGCAUUCUGGCUGUUGAUUGCAAAUUUGGAGAGGCACUCGAUCGCAAGCUGCGUGACCGGUUCCUAUGCGGAAUGAAAGACGAAGGAUUGUAAAAAAUUCUGCUGGCUG
Rhagoletis pomonella (apple maggot) is the source of this 477-nucleotide messenger RNA. RefSeq lists its product as uncharacterized. NCBI's taxonomy places the organism in Eukaryota, Metazoa, Arthropoda, Insecta, Diptera, Tephritidae. The record is from RefSeq and is a predicted model, not a curated record. The transcript has 2 exons. The coding region runs from base 24 to 461 and encodes 145 amino acids.